Messenger RNA from Epinephelus fuscoguttatus (brown-marbled grouper), 5595 nucleotides. RefSeq names its product Sp6 transcription factor (gene sp6). The record is from RefSeq and is a predicted model, not a curated record. Gene Ontology annotation, molecular function: DNA-binding transcription factor activity, RNA polymerase II-specific; RNA polymerase II cis-regulatory region sequence-specific DNA binding. Lineage: Eukaryota; Metazoa; Chordata; Actinopteri; Perciformes; Serranidae. Bases 337 to 1263 code for a protein of 308 amino acids. The transcript has 2 exons. Gene Ontology annotation, biological process: regulation of transcription by RNA polymerase II.
UCACAGUGCUGCUUACCUGUGCGCCAAAACGCCGAUUCUGCCUCACUUGGACCGCUCGCGAUGGAGAAAAUCAGAUGAAAUAUGAUGAGGAUAUUAUUUUUCUGUGUAUCGACGAAGGGAAGAAACAGCAGAGCUGAGCCGAGACUAAGUUUCUCCAACCAGGGUGCUUUUAUUCCUAAAAGAAAAUAACAACAGCAGCAGCUCCAAGGACAAACAGGUUUUUUCAACACAUCACCAUCCCACCAUGUGCUAAUCUUCUCAGCGUUACCCAAAAGAUAGUGAACACUUUGAGCUGCUGACCUCAUCAACAGUCUUGCACCUACACCAGCUUCCCUAAUGGCCCACCCUUACGAGCCUUGGUUACGGACAGCACCACCAAGUGGCAGCUCAGAAGACAUGAACAUCCCCUCCUGGUGGGACCUCCACAGGGACGUCCAACCAGGGAGCUGGAUAGACCUGCAGACGGGGCAGGGUGUCGGCUUGCCUCCAGUGAGUCCAGGGAGCUCCAUGGGGUUGCAGCACUCUUUAGGGCCCUACGGAUCUGACCCGCAGCUGUGCACCCUGCCUCCAGCUCAACUCGCUCCAGCCUCGCACUCAUCUCACCUCUUCCCUCAGGAUGGCUUCAAGAUGGAGCCACUGGGCCCUGAAAUGCUACAGCAAGAACCGUUCUCCUUAGAGGAACCACAGGAGAGCACUGUCUCAGCCCGGCCCAAGCCGCAGCGCCGAUCCUCUUCCAGAGGUGCUGGUCAGGCUGCAUGUCGCUGCCCUAACUGCGUCCAUGCUGAACAGCUGGGCCAGAGCACUGAUGACAGCAGGAGGAAGCACAUGCACAACUGCCACAUCCCUGGCUGCGGUAAGGCCUACGCCAAGACCUCCCACCUGAAGGCUCACCUACGAUGGCACAGCGGGGACCGGCCGUUUGUCUGCAACUGGCUUUUCUGUGGCAAGAGGUUCACACGCUCUGAUGAACUGCAGCGCCACCUUCAGACCCACACUGGUGCUAAAAAGUUUAGCUGCGCAUUGUGCCCUAGAGUGUUUAUGCGCAAUGACCACCUGGCCAAGCACAUGCGCACACAUGAGUCCCCACCAGGACAUGGGGAGGAGAGGGUGAACGGAGACGGGAGGAUGGAUAAGGGCUUUGAUACACCAACACCUCCUCAGUCAUCCUCCAAUGUGUCUGCCUCUGACACCACAGAGCCUCCGCUGAAGCUGAAAUGUGAGACAGACCCCUCGGUCUCCAGCGUGACAGGGCAGUCCGGCUAAUUUCAUCACUCUCAGAAGAAUUUUCUGCAGUUAAAGGUUGACAUAUCUCUGUCAUAGAGGUGUCAUAGUUUUACGAUAGAAUAGAGAAUAGAAAAAAGGUUUGGUGAAACAUGUACGGAUAAAAGUUGGAUGGAACAGGAAGUGUUUGUCCGUGGUCCUGUGAAUUUAUCAACUGGGAUAACUCAGUGAUAAUCUAAAUAUUAUAACACACAGACAAAAAAAAAACAGGAAUUUUAUUAAUUCUGUGGAUAAAACAUUCCUCUGUUUACUUAAAGUGAAAGGUGGCUAAGGAGGCAACCGAGCUAAAGCUACAGCUUGUUGCUGGACUUCCAUUGCUGCUAGAGCUACUACGACCAGUAGACCAAGAGCCUGGGACGAGAUUAACUGAAGGUGGUUUGUUAACUUGUUUACAACGAAAAAUGAAUCAAAUGUGUUACUGCAGGAGUUGGAGAAACGUUUGUCUCUAACACAGUUUAAUAUACCUGUUUCAAAGGCAGCGUGCUUUUGAACAGAGAAAGGGAGACAGUUUUGUUUUUGUCUCAGACUGUCACCAUACGUGUGUAGCCUACUGUGCAAGUUGUGAUAAGACACUGGAAUAUAAAACAGCCUUUUGUCAUUUUGAAAAGGUCAGUCGCAGUUUGGAUGGUUGACAGUACAUGCCACAAACUGGGUGUGUGUGUUUAGUUGGUAUGUAAGUAAUUAAAAUGUUACAGAAAGAAAUGAAAGUACGACACACAGUAACACCGUGCUGUGGCAGCAUGCUAUGAUGUUGAUAAUGAUAUUAUAUUAUAUAGUAUAAUAUAAGAAAUGGGAAAACCAUGCACUACAAAGGCACCAAAAAUGGUGUGUUGCUGUUGCCACUGAUGGCAAAACACUUAUUAAUGCUUAUAAUUAUACAGUAGGAGAAUGUGAACUGUGGUUCAGGCUACUGGAUGCAAAAAACCAUUAAGUGUGACAAUGGUGUGAAAAAGUAACGAUCACAUCUAACUGAACCUGAACAAUGAAAAGUAGUCAGAGCCGCUGAGGACAGUGAUGCCCUCCAGUCCUGGGAGGUGAGAACAAGAAGGUAAAGCUGAGCUUCAUGAUCACCAAAGACAUGGAGAGAAAAUGCUGCCUGGACAAAUGAAUAAAGUGUCUGAUGCUACAUGCUGAUGACAAACAAUCAUAUCUGGUAUAAACACGACCCAACAGGUCCACCCUGUCGACACUACAGCCUGCUGGUGUUGGGUGAAACUUAGUGAGGUAGUUUACUCCUGUGGACUCUGCGGUCCAAAGAUUUGAAGCUGCAAUAAUCAUUUUUUUUUAUAUUAGCAAUGGAUCAAACUACUCACUCAUAGUGAUGAUCUCACAGAGAAUUAUCGAUCAACUCUGCAGUAUAUGAUAUGUUUCAGCAAAUUUCAACUCAUAGUUUUCUGGCCCACAACUCUACUGUUUCGGUUUGGUCUCACGACUCUCAUCAACAUCGACAUCUUUAAAGGUCCAGUCUGUCAGAUUUUAGGGGAUAUAUCGGCAGAAAUGAAAUAUAGUACGUUUUCUUUAGUGUAUAAUCACCUGGAGAUAUGUAUCGUGUUUUUGUUUUCUUAGAAUGAGCCAUUCAAAUCUACACAGGGAGCAGGUCCUUUUCUACGUGGAGUCUGCCAUGUUGCACUGCUAUGUAGUAGAGUGGACAAACCAAACACUGGCUCUAGAUAGGGCCAUUCCAGUUUUCGCACCAGCCACCGUAGUUAGCAGCCCCUCAGUGACGAGCAGUGUCGGAAAUACACUGAUUUUUUUAAAAUGUGAAACUGCUUUAUUCAGAGUUUUUACUGGUUUAAACCACCAGUUGUUUUGAAGAGGAAGAGACCUCUGUAGGUAAUUCGACUCAUGGUAAAACCUCCGUGAACGUCCAGAUCUUAAGUUAUCAAAGAAAAAGGUGAGCACGCAUUAGCAGGUGCCUAUCUUAGAUAGCUGAACUGCAUCUGAGAAUCACUGAUUUGUAACGUGAAACUGCUUUAUUCAGAGUUUUUACUAGUUUUUGUCACUAGGUUUGUUUUGGAGAAUAAGAAUUCUCUGCAGAUAAUUCAGCUCCCGGUAAAAACUUCCCGAACAUCGAACACUGAAGGAAUUUCAACUGGGAGAAGUUUCAGCUGGCUGCAGUAUGCAAACAUCACCACCAGACAAUGUCAGAAAUUAGCAAGGGCCAUGGGCCAUUUGGCCCGCAAUUUAUCCAAAAAUGCCCCCAAAAGCCAUGUUCCAGGGGCCAAAAUUGCCCCCAAGUUUUCGAAACAACUAUAUGUAUUUAUAUUUUUAACAGUAUUACAAUCUGACAUUAAAUUAUAAUUUUAUUUUCAUUAAAUUAAUUUACCGUCACACAUUUUCCAGACAUAAUCAACGAGAUUGCACUGAUUAUGUGAGAGUAAUCUGACAGAGAAGGGGAGGGGGCUUUGCUGUACCAUAAGUAUAAAUUAACCAUUUCUUGGGUGAUCUGUGUCUACACAAUGACAAAUUAAUGAAAAAUUAAGGUAGAAUGAAUGUUAAAUUUUAAAUUAACUCACUUCCAGGAUUGCAUCUAAGGAAUUUAUAGUAAUUUGGCCUUUUUAACAGUAAAAGUAACUGUAAUGUGGUGAAACAUUAGUACUGCUAUCAGUAGAUUAAUGGUUAAAUCAUCACAUUUAAACUGGUUGAAUUAUAGGAAAUCUGAGUGAUAUUUUGCAACCAUAACUUUAUGUAACCCAUUAUUUAUUUCAUUUAUAAGGGUUUCUACUGAAGAGUGAAGACACUAUCUUAGUUGGUUUUGCUUUUCGUGUGCUUACUGUUAGAACAUAAUUACAAUUUUUUUGAUGGCCCCCAAACAUUUUGAAAAUGCCCCCAUUUUUUAGACUGUGGGGGCCAAAAUUGACCCCAAAAUAUUUUGUUAAUUUCAUACCCUGCCACCAGAUGCCACAAAAACCCCCUAAAUCUUACACACUUGUUCUUUAAGCCUGAUUUAUGAAAGGGUGCUUGACACUUUUGAUAAGCGUCACUUGACAGAAAUUAUAGAGCUGCACAACGUUGGCGAAAGGGUUCAGUUGCUAUCCUACAGCUGACUUCUUUAGUUACAUUAGACAUUAGUUACAUUUAGAUUACAUCCCGAUCAUUAUAUGUAUCCUACUUUUGCAUUCUGAUAAUGGAGGGAUUGGAUGAAAUCUGUGAGUGUGAAGAGGAAGAGAUUAUAAACUUCCUUCCACUGAGCAGAUAACGGGAGCACAAGAAAAGGAGGUGAUCAGUGCAGGACAUGGACGAGGAGAUUCGUGACUACGAAAUCACAUUGCACGACAAAAUAUGAUGUCAGCGAUUCAACAAAAUUGUCCAGGUGCACACCAUGAAAGGAAAGUGUCCACCGACACUUUAUUCUGUUAAAAAAUACCUCAUUUCUGUCAAGCAACACUUCUAAAAAGUGUAGAGCACCCUAUCCUAAAUCAUACUAUAUGCCAGUGUUGUAUGUACAGUUCUUUCUGCUGCCCUCUGCUGCCAAAAGUUGCGUACAGCUUUUCAUAUCAUAAAUGUGCAGCAGAAAAUAUUCUAGGUACGUCCCUUAAAUCCAUACCUCAGACGGUUCAGGCAGUGGUGGACGCAGAAGGUUGUCCUGCCAACACUAUCCAGGUGUACCUCAUUAAGUAGGUUAAUACAGUUCUUCCAAAUAUCAUCAGCUCGAUAACCAUUUGCGUGUUGGAUCAGGCCAUCGUCCCAAUCAUCAACAAACAUGGUGUGAAGGGCUUAUCUCUCAACACAUUUUAUUAAGAGCUGUAGGUGUGUCUGCAGUUUUUCCAAGUUCACUGACAACUUGUCUAACAAAACAUUUUUUUCCACCCAUUUGACUCUGAAUCACGUGCAGAGAGCGACUGCGUCAGCAGUCUAGUCUAGUUCAUGAAAUAAAACGCAGUUGAACAACACAAGCAUCAGAAUUUAUUUAGGUUACUUGUUUGGAAUAGUUUCAUAAUCAAUAAUAUGUGAUCAAUAGUUCUGUAGCAAGCAGUAUGAGCAGCUUCACAGUUUAAAACCUUUAGGAUGUAUGUAACCCAUCACAGGCAUUAGGCUGAGACUUCUAUAUGUUAGGGAGCUUGCAUUACUGGAGGCUCACGAUUGCUGUAUUUAUGUAUAGAAGAUAAGAAAUGGAAGACCGUGCUUAAACAGUCAAUUAUUGUGUAUUGACUAUUAUUAUUAUUAUUUUCUGUUGAUGUCAGUUUUGAUAGCCUUCCUUUAUGUUGGUCAGUAGAACAAGAUGAACAACUUUUGUUUUAAUUGGUUGCUGUAGAAAAUGUUUUAGUCGACUGUAAGAAAACAAGUUCUAAAACUUUUAAUAAGUUAAUUAUC